GUGGUUCGAACUUAAGGAGUAUAAUUAUGCAUUUCAAGAGAAAAAGAAAAAAUAUACAUUGAUUCAGAUCUGAGCUACCUGAAGGCUAUAAAAUUCGGCAAUCAAACUCGCCGUCGGUUACUCGAUCCUACACGUCUCUUUCGAUCGACCUCACAAUGACGAAAAUGCCCCUCACCGUCGUCGUCUUCCUCCUCUUCUCCGCCGCUUUCCUCUCCGUGGUUCCGCCUUCUAUGGCGGAGAUCAAAUCCCUGGUUAUCUCCGACGACGCUCGUCCGAUGAUCCUCUUCGAGAAGUUCGGAUUCACACAUACCGGCCACGUCACCGUCUCCGUCGCAUCUGUCUCCGUCUCCUCGGUCUCCACCUCCGCAUAUCCGAACCCGGAGCCAUCACGUCUCGGAUUCUUCCUCCUCUCGGAAGAAUCGCUUCUCCAGGUCCUCCUCGAGAUCCAGCAGAAUCCUAGGUUCUGCGUUCUAGAUUCGCACUACGUUACACAUCUCUUCACGUUCAGAGAUCUAUCUCCUCCGCCGAAUUCCCGAUUCAACCAAUCUUACCCCGUCACUUCUCCCAACGAGUACUCUCUCUUCUUCGCCAAUUGCGUCCCUGAAACCAAGGUCUCCAUGGCGGUUCGCACGGAGAUGUACAACAAAGAUCCGAACGGAUCUAAAGACUAUCUACCCGCCGGAUCCACCCAGUUACCGUCUCUCUACUCUUUCUUCUUCCUCUGCUACGCCGCGUUCCUCGGCUUCUGGAGCUACACCUGCUGGACCAACAAGCGAGUGGUUCAUCGGAUCCAUCUCCUCAUGGCAGGUCUGCUUCUAAUCAAAUCCCUAAAUCUGAUUUGUGCAGCUGAAGACAAACACUACGUGAAGAUCACAGGGACGCCUCACGGUUGGGACAUCCUCUUCUACAUCUUCCAAUUCAUCCGUGUGGUUCUUCUCUUCACCGUGAUCAUCUUGAUCGGAACAGGCUGGUCGUUUUUGAAGCCUUUCUUGCAGGAGAAAGAGAAGAACGUGUUGAUCAUUGUGAUCCCACUUCAGGUACUAGCCAACAUUGCUUCGAUUGUGAUUGGUGAAACCGGACCUUUCAUCAAAGAUUGGGUCACAUGGAACCAAGUCUUCUUGCUCGUUGAUAUCAUCUGUUGCUGUGCCAUUAUCUUCCCGAUCGUCUGGUCGAUUCGAUCCUUGAGAGAAACGUCGAAAACCGAUGGUAAAGCAGCCAGGAACUUGUCGAAGCUGACAUUGUUCAGACAGUUCUACAUUGUUGUCAUCGGAUAUCUCUACUUCACAAGAAUCGUGGUGUUUGCGCUUAAAACCAUUGCGGCUUAUAAGUACCAGUGGGUGAGUUUUGCAGCAGAGGAGAUUGUGAGCUUGGUGUUCUAUUCGAUCAUGUUUUAUAUGUUUAGGCCUGAGGAGAAGAAUGAGUACUUUGCUGUUGAUGAUGAUGAAGAAGAAGCUGCUGCUUUGGCGCUUAGGGACGAAGAGUUUGAGCUUUGAGAAGCAUAAAAAUGGAGGAUUCUUCUGGGUAAGCAAAGAUUUAUUCUUCUUUAUGUUUAUGAAAGCUCUUGACCACACAGAGGAUGUCUAUGUUAAAGUCGUCUAAUAUUGCUACUACUUUUGUUCCUUUUUUCUUGGGUUAAAUUUUGUUCUUCUUUACAUCGAACUUCCAUUAUCACGAACCUUUAACACUUUUUAUUAGCUUCAAAUCGUUGCGAAUUUUGUGGCCU
Molecule: messenger RNA, 1723 nt
Organism: Eutrema salsugineum
Lineage: Eukaryota; Viridiplantae; Streptophyta; Magnoliopsida; Brassicales; Brassicaceae
Product: protein GPR107
Exons: 1
Coding region: 156-1493 (445 amino acids)
Biological process (GO): transport
Cellular component (GO): membrane; Golgi apparatus
Source: RefSeq, a predicted model, not a curated record